AUGGUGGACUAUUCCAAGUGGGACGCGCUCCAGGUGUCUUCCUCCGACGAAGAAGGCUCUUCCGGCGCCAGGCCGCGCGUGCGUCGCUUCGAGGAAAGGCAGCGCGUGACGAUCGGCCCUGACGGUUUGUCGAUUGAAGGCGAUGACAGUCGCCCCUGCAAGAAAGUCGAGGAGGUAACAGACGAGGAAGGCGACGCCUGGGAGGAAGAAAUGGAGGGAGGCGACACUGCAGCAGACGAAGCUUACGAAGACGCACAUGAGUGGCCGAGAUGCGGCUACCUCCCUCCCAGCAGCAUUCCAGCUGCGGCGCCUUCAAACGAACCGCGAAAAGGCGUAGGAAACCACCCAGACGCCUCGGCUGCCUCUUCCUCCGGGGGUUUGGGUUCCUAUACUCCUCAGCGGGCGCAGAAGAGGGAAGACGAGGUUUUCCUCAUCCAAAACGGCGGCGUUGUCAAAGGGCGGUACUGGUGGAGUCAAACCAAGCACGAAGUCACGAUCGACGUGCAACUGCCUGAAGGCGCGCGAGCGAAGGAUAUGACUGUGGAAAUCCGGGAGGACGGAUGCUGCUGUAUGUACAGAGGAACGCCCGUUCUGAAGGGGACGUUUCCCCACAAAGUCGAGCCCGACGAAGAAAUGUGGUUCUGGGAGUUGAUUGAAAAGAGAGUGAACUGGGAGAGGCUCGAAAAACUCGCCGACAAAGUGAAUGGAGGGACUCAGAGUGACGAAGAAGCCCAGUCGAAGGCUGGCGAAACGCAGACAGCAGGCGCCGGAACGGCCGACUCAGAGCAGACGGCGACGGAAGGAACGACGAAGACGGGCGACCAAGAGGGCGAUCAGGCAGGAGAUAAGGGACAGGGAGGAGAUGGACACAGAGAGGGAGAGACGGCGUCGAUGAAAGAGGAACUUGCCAUGUUUUUAGAGCUGAAUUUAAGGAAGAAGCCGGAAAUCGCUGGAACCUACGUCUGGUGGGACUGCGUUGUGAAGGGUGACCCUUCCGUCGACGUGGAAAAACUUCCUGGAAGAGCGGCGAAGGAAGCGACGACAAAAAACUUCAAAGCCGCAUGGGAAAAAGCACACAAAAUGUUUCUCGAGAAACUGAAGAACGAACCACGAGAGCCCAUGGAAAUCUGA
This is a messenger RNA of Neospora caninum, 1131 nucleotides long. RefSeq names its product putative nuclear movement domain-containing protein. The transcript has 2 exons. Gene Ontology annotation, cellular component: cytoplasm. Gene Ontology annotation, biological process: protein folding. Bases 1 to 1131 code for a protein of 376 amino acids. The record is from RefSeq and is a predicted model, not a curated record. NCBI's taxonomy places the organism in Eukaryota, Apicomplexa, Conoidasida, Eucoccidiorida, Sarcocystidae.